ACCGACUUGAGACGACUAAAACCGAACGAAGACGAGUCCCAGCACGAGGCACGCCGAGUCCCCACCACGAGCAGCGUUGCCGGCUCAGUCGUUGUGCGGGAGUGGUCACUGAGGGAUGUGUGGUACCGUAACUGAGUGUGACUGAGGAAAAAGACCCGGCGUAGUUUCUCCGCGUAAUACGCUCUCGCUCUUUACCCCCCAGACAAAAAAGAACUAGAAGUCUAGUCAAUUUUCGGGCCCCUUCCUAAUUUCGCGUGAAAUUACGGGAUACGCUGAUCAUAUAUUUAUUUAAAUAUUUAUUGUACAAAAAACUUUAACUAUAGCCAACAGAAUGUCCGUGGACAAAGAAGAAUUGGUACAGCGUGCAAAGCUUGCCGAGCAGGCAGAAAGGUAUGAUGAUAUGGCAGCCGCAAUGAAGGCAGUCACCGAAACGGGAGUCGAGUUAUCGAACGAAGAAAGGAACUUGUUGUCGGUAGCAUACAAGAAUGUCGUUGGCGCAAGACGUAGCUCGUGGCGAGUAAUUUCCUCCAUUGAGCAGAAAACUGAAGGUUCCGAGCGUAAACAGCAAAUGGCCAAGGAAUAUCGGGAAAAGGUCGAGAAGGAGCUACGUGAAAUCUGUUACGAUGUAUUGGGACUCCUUGAUAAGUACCUGAUCCCCAAGGCUAGUAAUGCCGAGAGUAAAGUAUUCUACCUCAAGAUGAAAGGCGACUACUACAGGUAUCUCGCAGAAGUUGCUACCGGAGAAACUAGAAAUGCGGUAGUCGAGGAUUCACAGAAAGCGUAUCAAGAAGCAUUUGACAUUGCAAAGUCAAAAAUGCAACCUACGCAUCCCAUCAGGCUCGGCCUUGCUCUCAACUUCUCCGUUUUUUAUUAUGAAAUUAUUAAUUCUCCCGCUAGAGCCUGUCAUCUUGCCAAACAGGCGUUCGACGAUGCGAUCGCAGAGUUGGACACACUUAACGAGGACAGCUAUAAAGAUUCCACGCUAAUUAUGCAGCUUUUACGCGACAACCUCACUCUUUGGACCAGUGACACGCAGGGUGAUGCGGACGAAGCACAGGAGGGUGGAGAUAACUAACCUUCCUAAGCUUAAGUCCUUUCUAACCUAAUAAGAACAUCUAUUCUCUAUCGUCCCCCCGUCCCUUAAAGUGCUCACCCAUCCAUCCACCCGAGAUCGAUUUAUCCAUUCGCCUGUCCUUUCGUCCCUCGCGUACCUCGUUUCCUUCUUCCUUCUUUUCUUCUUUUCUUCUCCCCUUUCAUCCUUUCCCUCUCUUUUGCCAUUUUUCCCCUCCGUUUCCAUUCCGUUUACCAAUCAUCCCAUUCUAUCUUCAAUUAUCCUCUUAUUUUUCCAUUUUAUUAUCUCAUUUCGUGUUCCUCUUUGUAUUUUCUUUUUUUUUUUCUUUUUUCUUUUUUCUUUCUUACUUCCGCAUUCAUCAAAAAUAUCAUCGUCCUUUUUCGAAUCCUUAUUUCCUUAUUAUCUCCUCGAAAAUCGUGACAUGACCUGUUUGUUCCAAUGCGACCGCACAUUGCUGCCAAUGCCACCGCCACAGCUGUUAUGCCCGAUUCGAAAAUUCGAACACGAGAAAAUCUCGCUCUCGACCGUUACCUUUCCUAAGGAAUCGAUUCAUGUGUUGGUCGCUGAUUAUAAUACCUGCUAUUGCCACUCGUUGAAAAAAAAAAAUUUUGAAUUUGAACAUUCAAGGAGAGUGUCAAUCUUAAAAGAGGGGAACAGGGAGAGGGGGAUUAGAGAGAGAGAGAGAGAGCUUGUGUGUGUAUGUGUGUG
Molecule: messenger RNA, 1780 nt
Organism: Apis florea (little honeybee)
Lineage: Eukaryota; Metazoa; Arthropoda; Insecta; Hymenoptera; Apidae
Gene: 14-3-3zeta
Product: tyrosine 3-monooxygenase/tryptophan 5-monooxygenase activation protein zeta
Source: RefSeq, a predicted model, not a curated record